AUGGGUUUCAAAGUUCUCAUUGCUGGCGCUGGCCCUACAGGCCUUCUCGCGGCCCUGGCUCUUCAGCGUGCUGGAAUCGAGUACAAGAUUCUCGAGCGUCGAAAGGAAGCCGACCUCAACUGGGGUGCCUCAGUCUGUAUCUGGCCUCAUAGCUCUCGCAUUCUAGACCAGCUUGGUCUUCUCAAGGAAGCCUAUGACCUUCACCUGCCCAUGGCCAAGAAGUGCAAUCUCCGACGCGAUGGAUCUGUCAUGAGUUGGAGUGACAUGAUUAAAAAUAUUGGUGAAUACCACGGCCAUGAAUGGAUGCUCUUCCAGCGUGGUGAUCUCGUCAAUCUACUCAAAGAAAACCUCUCCGACAUAACGAACCAACUCCUGCUCGACAAGGAAGUCACAACUAUAUCUUCCAAGCCCAUGGGCGUAGAAGUCACGUGCGCAGACGGAAGCACCUACGACGCAGACAUCCUCAUCGGCGCCGACGGCAUCAACAGCAACACCCGCAACUUUGUCAACGAAGAGACAAAAGAAAGCGAGACUAAGAACGAAGACUUCAAGACCACCUUUUACGGCUUCUACGGCCAUGGCGAAGAGCUCUCCACAGACCUCGUCGAGGGAACAGAUUACGAGACCCACUCGACAGGGUUCAGCGCUCAGCUCAUCAUGCCAACGCACAAAAAGUACUUCUUUACCAUUUAUCUCAAGCUCGACAAGCCGACCACGGGACGCCACUACAUCACGGCCGAGGAGGCUGGUGAGUUGGCCAAGAAGUACGAGGAUGUCUACAUGGCGCCUGGAAUCACGUUCAAGCAAGUCUGGGAGUCGAAGAAGUGGUUCUACACAGCCCCAUUCGAAGAAGGCGUCGCAAAGACAUGGUCCAGAGACCGCGUUGUUCUAAUCGGUGAUGCGGUGCACAAGAUGACACCCAACAUCGGUUUCGGUCUCAACACGGGGUGGCAGUCUACCGUUGUGCUGAUCAACCUCAUCCGCACACUCAUUCUCGAGAACCAGAACCCGGAUAUCAAUGAUCUGACAAAGGUGUUUGACGAGUACAAAAACAUUCGUUUUGCACACGUCACCAACGACGUCAAGUUGGCUGGUACGUCGACGCGAGCUGUCAUAUGGGACAACUUUAUCUGGAAGUUUCUGGAUCAGUAUCUUUUGCCGUACAUCAACGGUGAUACCAUCUUGGCCAAGCACAUGUGUUGUCCGACAAUUCUGAAGGCUUUUACGCUGAAUUGGUUGCCUGAGCCCAACUUUAAAGAAGGAGAGUUGAAGUGGCAUAAUAGACCGGUCGUUGUCAAGGAGUGA
Messenger RNA from Fusarium pseudograminearum CS3096, 1305 nucleotides. RefSeq lists its product as uncharacterized. Gene Ontology annotation, molecular function: FAD binding. The record is from RefSeq and is a predicted model, not a curated record. Lineage: Eukaryota; Fungi; Ascomycota; Sordariomycetes; Hypocreales; Nectriaceae. The transcript is spliced from 2 exons. The coding region runs from base 1 to 1305 and encodes 434 amino acids.